AUGUCAAUGGCUUGUUCAGCAAAGCGAACGGGUAGCAAGGUAGACUCCGAUUUUGUAGCCAACAACGGUGGCAAGGCAGUUGGCAUUCUCGGCGCCAACUUCAAGUCCAUCGCAGUUGACAGCCGCCUCAAGCCCGAGGUGGUUCCAUUCUUCUCCGCGUAUCUGACAUCCGAGGGUGGGAAGGUUGUCCUCCCCGGGACCAGUAUGCCCACUGCAUAUAUUGCCGGCGUUAUCGCUCUGUACUUCUCAGCGAACGGCGGCCGCUCCAACAGCGCCAUCAGUGCCGGCGACUCGGCCCACCAGCUCAUACUUUCAGUUAUGACCUACAAGACAUCCAUCACUCCCGCGGUUAUCAACCUCAACGACACAGAUCACUUCCAAGGCACACACGAGAUCAGGAUUGAGAACAGGGAAAACGAGAUUGUGACAUACAACAUUAUUCACGAAGUCGGCUCCACUAUUUCCACCAAAGCAGAUUCCGGCCCCGUGGUCGGGUUGCCCCUGUUGCCUUAUUCCUCCAACGGGGCUGAACUAGCCACGGUCAAAUUCUCGACGACAGCACUUAAUUUAGCUCCUGGUACGACUGGAGUUCUGAUGAUUGACCCUGUGAUUCAAACCCCUGAGUUCGUGCUGAUCCAAGAGAGUGACACCUUCAAGAUAACGAUCGAGGACACCUUCACCAUUGACUUUGAUAUCCUCUGGCCUACGCGCCAAUUCAGCUCCGAUUCCCCGCGCCUGCCGUCGAGCACGUGGUGGCCAAGCGGCAACUUCUCGCGCGGUGGUUCGAUCGAGAAUGGCGAGUACAAGAUCCUGUCGAGGGCACUUCGAAAGUGUGGUGACUACCAUAACAUCAGCGACUGGCAGAUCAGAGUCUCGCCUCACAUCAUCGUCGGCAAAACUAGUGGUUGA
Colletotrichum scovillei is the source of this 909-nucleotide messenger RNA. Its product is annotated as pyrolysin. Lineage: Eukaryota; Fungi; Ascomycota; Sordariomycetes; Glomerellales; Glomerellaceae. The record is from RefSeq and is a predicted model, not a curated record. The transcript is spliced from 7 exons. Gene Ontology annotation, molecular function: serine-type endopeptidase activity. Gene Ontology annotation, biological process: proteolysis. Bases 1 to 909 code for a protein of 302 amino acids.